Messenger RNA from Hyaloscypha bicolor E, 2482 nucleotides. RefSeq lists its product as uncharacterized. The transcript has 6 exons. Bases 372 to 2285 code for a protein of 637 amino acids. Lineage: Eukaryota; Fungi; Ascomycota; Leotiomycetes; Helotiales; Hyaloscyphaceae. The record is from RefSeq and is a predicted model, not a curated record.
CCACAACCUCCAAACCGAUUGCAAAAUGAGAGUGAUCGAGAACGUGCGAAUACUCUUGCCCAAUUUCUGAGCGAAUUCUACACUACCCGUUCCAUCUCGGCGAAAGAGAGUUCCUAUCGCUGCUAGUUGGUGGGCUCGUGGUACGCCAAAGUGCGAGCAGUCAAAGCUUUUCCCCACUCCCGAAAUAUCACCCUGAUCGUACCAACCUCCCCAUGAUCCCACUGUCCAGAAAUCCUGGUCUGAAUUGUCCACUCUUUGUGUGCUGCGAUAAAUCAGCACUCUCAUUUGACUGCCCCUGUGGCUGCUUCGCAUAGGUCCACCAUCCAGUGGCCCAACUACAGCGAUCUCCGAUCCCCACAUUCUCGACUGCCAUGAACGACCCCUACAGAAGAGCAGGCUUGGAAGAAGUCCUGCAGCUAUUAGGAGAUGAGCUUGACAGUCGUACUUUUCUUGCUGCAGGCGAAACGAUGAAGGACGUCUCUAUGAUGGACGAUUUGCACUCUCUCUACAAUCUGCCAGAGCCAGACCUAGGUUGGGACUCGGUACCGUCAGUUGACUCCAGUGCUCAAACGCCGAACGAGUUUCUUGCAAGCAGCAAUGCCGAUUCCUGGACAGAUUCAGAUAAUUCGUACUUUCAAAAUGACUUCGACAGCCUUCCAAACCCGUCUCAAGCUCUAUCUCUUAAUGCCACAACAUGCCUUGGUCUCACCGACUCGUUUCCCUCGCCUCUAAUGAGUGACUCAACCUACCCGUCCUUGGACACCUCGACACGCCAAGAGAUGAUCAAAAUCUAUUUCGAAAAUGUACACCCACUUUGCCCCAUCAUCGAUGAACAAAACUUCUGGUGGCAUCACUCUGUUCUCAGUGAAGAACAGUUCUUUGGGAUGUUCCUAGCUAUCAUGUUCAACGCAAUGAUGUUCGCUGCUUUUGCUCAUGCCAAGGACAGCCAGGUAAAACGCGCCGGUUUCCAAUCUGUGUGUGAGGUGCAAGCUGAGUACUUCCGCCUGCUCACAGAGAAAUACGAGUAUUCUCGUUGCGAAGUGUGGAGCGAGAUGGAAGAACUUGUGUUGGCUAAGACCGCCCUUCUCUUGUCACUGUGGCGUCCCCCAAAACUCGACAUAACAAUAAAUAGUCUUUGGGCGGACCGAGCUAUCUACCAUUCCAAACAGUUUCUGCGUAAAUCCUCCGCGAACACUAACAUGUUGCCCAAACGCUGCGAUAUCUUAUAUUGGUGCUGCAUUUCUCGAAACGCAUUCAUAUCCUACGCGAUGAGGCGGCCAUUUCGGUUGUGCAUUGAGGAGGACCAGAUGUUGUGUGAUCCUGAAGAUCUCCGAUCGGAGUUUAACAGAGAGAUCAUGUUCCACAACUUCUCUUCUGAGGAGGGCAAGGUGAAGAUGGUCGAGGAUUUUGUCAUGUUAUGCAAACUUGGCCGGACUCUAAACUUGAUCUUGAGGUCUCAAAGAUCCGUACUAUUUCGGAUGCAAUUGGAGGGCACAACACCAAAAUCCGUGGAUACUUUGGACGAAGAGGACGGAGAAGGUGAAGUGCACGAUUAUCUAUCCAGAUACUUACAAGCCGCAAGAUUCGAGUCAGAACUUCUGGAACUGGUUGAGGAACAUGGAAAACCAAACCUCAAUUGCAUGGACAACCAAGUCAGCGAAGGCGCAUCGGAGGAUAUGGUAGCCCUGACGAGAUCACAUUGCCUCUCUAUCAUAACUUACUCGAGCAUUGCAGCACUGUAUCAAUUUACAUUAUCCAACACCUCUAGAACGUGGGCUAGAAGCUGUCAUCGAACAGCUCUAUCAAAAGUAAAAGAUGCAUCUGAGAAAGUAUCUUCGAAAGUUGCCAGCCUCCUUGCAAACGUCUCAUUGGAAGCAAUUCCAGGGACAAUCUUGUCGUGGAUAGUAUCACCAAUGAUCACCUUCCUAGUCGAGCAGAAUUGCGAAAAGUUUGGCUUCUCUACCGAUGAUGAGGAAGAAGAAGAGAGUUUUGAGAUGCAGAAGAUUCAAAGCCUUCUCAAACUCACGACUGCACUAGCACCACGAUUCCAAAGCGCUGGAGAUGUCUGGCAUCUGUUGCAGAAUAUGGACCACCUCCUCUGCUGUGAUGCGGCUGUGAGAGAAGACUCGAAGAGCCCACAAAGUUCAUCAUCUGGGUCGGCAGGGAGGAGGAGGUAUGAGGAUGAUGAGUGGAGUGAGAGGCAUACUGUUCAAGUCACACUUUUGGUGAGAGCGAUGCAAUUCAUAGAUCGUGAGAUUGGAUAUGACAGUCCUCCUCCUUCUUGAUGUAUAGUCUAUUUUAACAAGUAUUAGAGUUCAAAACGCGUCUUAUGACCGCCCCUUGAAGAAAGCAUCUUCUGAGAUAAUCUUCCAGAUCAUGAAGAUUUUGAUGAAAAUAGCCAAGACUAAACAUAUUUAGGCUGUCACGAUUCCUUGUUUGACUAUCUCCGACUCCUUCUGCAUUGGUGUUCGGUCCAUUGGGC